AUGAGCAACUUUCAAACAAACAUUCAUGAGGGUGAAUAUGUAUCAACCACACGAAGUAAACUACCACUAAGUCAAGAGGCAACCGUUUUGGAGGCCAAAAUACAUUGUCCAAAAGCAUCAACUCCAAUAAGAUUAAACAGUCCUCACAUGUCAAUGGCAGAGUUGGCAAUUGUUAAUAAUAACAUACUUUCAUCACAAAGCCUACAUCAACUGAGGUCUAUAAACACAAUCAACGAAGCUCAUCAUCAUCAUCAUCUAAAAAAUAACAACAACAAUAGCGCCGCAGUACCAACAUCUCCGACGCCACAGUUUUCAAAUUUUGACAAUGGACAAGAUAUUAUGAUCAAUUCGCCUCCAUUGCUACCAUCAACACCAAAUUCCGUUGAUGUAGAUGGCAUGCCAGUUUAUAUACCGGCAAACCUACCGAAACUUGUACAUAAAUGGACCCAUACCCAUUCGAUAUUAUGUUGCAUCGCCUCACCAGCUAAUAACUUGUUAUUUUGUGGAACUCAAGAUGGUAAAAUAUUAGUCUUUGAUAUGUUGACGUAUAGUUUGAAACAUGAAAUUGAUCGCAGUGAGAACCCCCAUCAAAAUAGUUCUAUAUUGACAAUAUGUGUAAAUAAAAAGGAGGAUACUUUAUUUGUUGCUGGAUCAGAUUCGUUGGUUAAAGUUUAUGACUUCAAAACAGGGUUUCAAUGCACCCAUGUCAUUUAUUCAUUGGUCGAUAUUGGAGAUAUUUUCUCCCUUACAUGGUGUGAUAACUCACAAACGUUAAUCAUCGGUGCUCAAAAUGCCAGCAUCCUAUGGUGCAGAUUAUUUGUAGCUAAUGGAAAUGCUAGGAGAGUCAAUUUGGACAAGUUGCCUCAUUUACGGUAUGACAAGUUCUUUGACUCUAAGGGACCCGGUGGCUCUCAAAAUACAUUACAAACAAGACAUGAAUUAAUGAGGAAAAACUCCAGAAACUCUACACCUGUGGACGAAAGUCAACCUGUUGUGAGCUUUAUUGAAUGUAAACAAGAGGAUAUUGUAAGGUUUGCGCACAACGGUUACGUUUACUGCCUUGACAUUGUUGACACGACAAUUGGCCAUUUUGGCGAAGGAAAAUUUACCAUUUCAGGUGGUGGUGAUGGAGUAGUUAACAUUUGGUCAAUGAAAGAAAACAAACUUCAUAAGUUGGCAUCACUACAAAACGAUGAAUCAGUUUUAUCGAUGACAAUACAAGGUUCGUUGCUUUAUGUUGGAUUGGGAGAUUCAUGUAUCAAUGUAUGGGACUUGUUAACUUUGCAAAUGAUCAGAUCGUUUGUUUUCAACAAGGAAGGAAUGAAUGAGGUAUUGAGUUUAGGAGUUUAUAAGGAUGCAUUGUAUAAAGCUUGCUCAGGUACAGGCUUGGUUAAACUCACCAUGAAACAUAAAAAUGUUGCUGAUAGUGUUAUCAUGAGUUCAGAUCAGGAAGAUGGAGUUAUAAACACAGUUUCCACAUUCAAGUCAAACCAUGAGGCAUUCUUGUUAGCAGGUGGGAACAAGUCUUUAACAUUGUGGAACAUCUCUGAGGACGAUGACAGCACUGAUGACUUUAUGCAGAGCUCAGGCUCAACAAUGGCUACUUUACCUACUUUGCAAAAAGGUAUUCGCUUAAGCGAUAAUGACAUGUUGUCGAUGUUGAAAAAAUUCAUUUCCUACAAAACCAUCUCAAAGAACCCACUACUUUAUCUUGAGGAUAGUCGUCAUUGUGCCAAAUUCUUAUCACGAUUGUUGACCAAAUUUGGAUCAUAUCAGACAAAUUUAUUGCCAGUGGAAAAUGGUAAUCCGAUUGUCUUUGCAGAGUUCAAGAGAAAUAGCCCAGCACCAUCGGCCAAACAUGAAAGAGUUUUAUAUUAUGGCCAUUACGAUGUUGUAGAUGCCACAAACCACGAAGCUAGAGAUUGGAGUACUAAUCCGUUUGUGUUGACGGCGAAAGAAGGAAACUUGUACGCCAGAGGUGUUAGUGACAAUAAAGGACCUAUACUUGCAGCCAUUUAUGCCGUUGCAGACCUAUAUCAUAGACAGGAGUUGGGUUGUGAUGUGGUAUUUAUUAUUGAAGGGGAAGAGGAAUGCGGCUCUACUGGAUUCCAAUCGGUGAUCCAACAACACAAGAGUCUAAUAGGGGAGAUCGAUUGGAUUUUGUUAAGUAACUCCUACUGGUUGGAUGAUGUUUCUCCUUGCUUGAAUUAUGGACUUCGCGGACUUAUCAAUGCCAAUGUCAUUAUUAAAUCAGACAAACCUGAUCGUCACUCAGGAGUUGAUGGUGGUGUAAGUCGAGAACCAGUUAUGGAUAUGAUGCAAAUCUUGACCACGUUAAUUGAUCCUGUGACGCAAAAAAUUCAAAUUGAUGGGUUUUAUGAUGACUUGUUACCAUUAUCUCAACUGGAACAAGCAUUGUAUGAUGAGAUUAAAAACAAGCUUGGACAUAGUGUUGAUAUUGAUGUAUUGCAAGCGAAAUGGCGUCAGCCGUCACUAACUGUUCACAAAAUUCAAGUCUCAGGUCCAAAUAACAAUACAGUUAUUCCACAAUUGGUUAACGCGACAAUAUCAAUGCGUAUAGUUGCCAAUCAAGAUUUAACCACUAUUAAACACAAAUUGAUUGGUCAUUUAACUACUGCAUUCAACAACUUGAAAUCGGAUAAUCAUUUACAAAUCAAUAUUUUCCAUGAAGCAGAGCCAUGGUUGGGAGAUCCUUCGAAUAAAAUGUAUCUGAUUUUGUACAAGAAUUUACAAUUGCAUUGGCAGCAAGAUCCUAUCUUCAUUCGUGAAGGUGGAUCUAUUCCAUCCAUCAGAUUUCUUGAAAAAUGUUUUAAUGCACCAGCGGCACAAAUCCCGUGUGGACAAGCUAGUGAUAAUGCACAUUUGAAGGAUGAGAAAUUGCGUAUUGUAAAUUUGUUUAAAUUGAGACAGAUUUUGAGUGAUACAUUGAAAGAGUUGGGGGGUGUUGAGUAA
Lodderomyces orthopsilosis Co 90-125 is the source of this 2973-nucleotide messenger RNA. RefSeq names its product glutamine amidotransferase subunit. The record is from RefSeq and is a predicted model, not a curated record. Bases 1 to 2973 code for a protein of 990 amino acids. The transcript has a single exon. Gene Ontology annotation, molecular function: protein binding; peptidase activity. Gene Ontology annotation, biological process: glutathione catabolic process; proteolysis. Lineage: Eukaryota; Fungi; Ascomycota; Pichiomycetes; Serinales; Debaryomycetaceae.